Messenger RNA from Anopheles marshallii, 237 nucleotides. Its product is annotated as heat shock factor-binding protein 1. The record is from RefSeq and is a predicted model, not a curated record. Gene Ontology annotation, cellular component: cytosol; nucleus. Lineage: Eukaryota; Metazoa; Arthropoda; Insecta; Diptera; Culicidae. Gene Ontology annotation, biological process: cellular heat acclimation. The coding region runs from base 1 to 237 and encodes 78 amino acids. Gene Ontology annotation, molecular function: transcription corepressor activity. The transcript has 2 exons.
AUGGCUGAUGCUAAAUCCGAAAUCGACAGUGAUGCGGAACAGAACUAUUCGCUGAACAGCAAUGUCGAUCCGAAGAACAUGCAGGAGCUAACAAUAUACAACGUCCAGGACAAGUUCCAGACGAUGUCGGAUCAAAUCAUUUCACGCAUCGACGACAUGGGUACCAGGAUAGAUGACCUUGAGAAAAGUAUUGCCGAUCUGAUGCAGCAGGCUGGUGUCGAAGGGCAGGAUAAGUAG